CCCACCCCUGAAUUGUGACAGCAGUUUAGCUGAAGAGUUUGAUGGUCACAGCGGUUCAUGUGCGACAUAAGCCCCUGCAGUACUCUCUUCCAGUUAUAGAGAAACAUUUGCACACGUGCUUUGUGACGUGCCGUGCGUAAAUAACGGAACUGCUUUCGGAUCACCAACAAACGCACUUGGGCUAACGUGAACCCAUCGAUGCUAACUACAUGUGGCUCACCGGCUGAGGAAGGGUUGUUAGCUUUAAAGUUAACGUUAACUGAUCCAGCUGCAGUGCAUUCAAUAUUGAAUCGUUUUUGGUGAUGUAGCUAGAAAAUGUAGUGUUUAAACCGAUCCAGAUGUCAUUUGGUCUGUGAGCAUGGAUGUGACGCAGAGUUCAACAGUAACGUUACCUAUUUUGAUGCGCGUUUAAGUGUGACAAGUUGACAGACUGUCUCGCCUUUCGUCGGUGACCUAUUUGAGCGGUGACGUCACUCCGUUAAUCUUUAAUUUCCGAGCACGCUGUUGUGCGCAUAAACAUCCAGUCGCGCCGGUUGGAAGCAGCUGGAUUAGAAGAAGUUCCCAUCUAAACUCAGCCGUCUGGCUCUACCGCUGAAAUGGGGUCUAAUGGAGACCUCAACGCAAACUCACAGUGUCUCAGCAGCACUGGGGACCUGGCCCUGGACAAAGCAGUCAGUCAGUGGAUGGCCUGGGAUAAGAAUCCUCAGACAUGGAAGCAGAUGGAGUCUCUGGUGCAAGAGGGCCGUGUGGUGGAGCUGAGGAGGAGGUUGUGCUCCAGGAUGACGUUUGGGACCGCUGGAUUGAGAGCGGAGAUGGGUGCAGGCUUUGCUUGCAUCAAUGACCUCACUGUCAUCCAGUCUACACAGGGAAUGUACAAGUACUUAGCCAAAUAUGUCCCUGACCUGAAAACAAGAGGGCUGGUGGUCGGUUUUGACACCCGUGCCCAAACAAUGAGUGGCUGCACUAGUGAACGACUUGCAAGGUUGACUGCGGCUGUUAUGCUUUGUAAAGAUGUUCCUGUCUAUCUAUUCUCUACAUAUGUGCCUACCCCAUUUGUGCCAUAUGCUGUGAUAAAGUAUGGAGCUGCAGCUGGAGUCAUGAUCACUGCAUCUCAUAACAGAAAAGAGGACAAUGGAUACAAGGUUUACUGGCACAAUGGUGCACAGAUCUCCUCUCCACAUGAUAAGGAGAUCUUGCGUUGCAUUGAGGAGAGUAGUGAACCCUGGCCUGAGUCCUGGAAUGAGGACCUAGUUGAAAGCAGCCUCUUACGGAGAGACCCACUGGAGGACGUCUGCCGCUGGUACAUGGAAGAGCUAAACACUAUCUGCUUCCACAGAGAGCUUAAUGCGAUGUCUCCCCUGAAGUUUGUGCACUCAUCUUUCCAUGGUGUUGGUCACAACUAUGUCCAGAGAGCCUUUGAGCAGUUUGGCUUUCCACCUCCCAUCCCUGUUCCAGAACAGAAGGAUCCAGAUCCAGAUUUUUCCACUGUGAGUUGUCCUAACCCAGAGGAAGGAGAAACAGUUUUGGAGCUUUCCCUUCGUUUGGCUGAGAGAGAAGAGGCCCGGAUUGUUGUGGCCACAGACCCUGAUGCUGAUCGCUUGGCUGUUGCAGAGCAGAAUGACAAUUGUGGUUGGAAAGUGUUCACGGGAAACGAGUUGGCUGCAUUGCUUGGCUGGUGGAUGUUGUUUAACUGGAAGGAAGCUCACCCUGACCCAGCAGAUACGGAGAGAGUAUACAUGCUGGCCACCGCCGUUUCUUCCAAAAUACUUAAAGCCUUUGCACGCAUAGAAGGCUUUAAUUUUGAGGAAACAUUGCCUGGCUUCAAAUGGAUUGGAAAUAGAAUCCACGAAUUAACAAAAUCAGGAAAAGAGGUCAUUUUUUCCUUUGAAGAAUCCAUUGGGUUUUUGUGUGGGAACAUGGUUCUGGAUAAGGAUGGAGUCAGCACAGCUGCUGUUGUGGCGGAGAUGGCUGCUUAUCUACACACCAAAAACCUGUCCUUGAAUCAACAACUAAUCAACAUCUAUGAAAUAUAUGGCUAUCACAUUUCCAGAACAUCCUAUGUCAUCUGCAAUGACCCACCAACUAUUCAUAAAAUAUUUAGUCGGCUGCGCAAUUUUGGGGGUCCAGGUGUUUACCCAGAAUCAUGUGGUGACUGCUGCAUCACACACAUCAGAGACGUGACCACUGGUUAUGACAGCAGUCAGCCUGACAAAAAAUGUAUUCUUCCAUUGUCAAGAAAUAGCCAAAUGGUCACAUUCACAUUUCAGAAUGGCAUUGUUGCAACACUUAGGACCAGCGGGACUGAGCCAAAGAUCAAGUGUUACACAGAAUUCUGUGCAGCACCAGGAGAACGUGAUAUCUCCAGUCUGGAGGACGUGUUGAGGAAUGUGACCACUGCUCUCGUAGAAGAAUUUCUAGAGCCUGACAAGAACAACCUGCUUCGCAGAUCAGUGUAGCUUAAUUGAAAUAGUGGUAAGAUCAUUUUCUUCAUGGGCAUCUUGUGUAAAACCAGUCCCAAAGGCCUGUCAGUGAACUGUUCUGUUAGUGUUGUUUUAUCACUGUGAAAUGAUUUGAAGCAUAAUCACCUUACGGCUCUCAAACAAAAAAGUAAACAUGACUGCUCAUUCAUUUUAGUGGUUUAUAUAUGACAAAAUAUUGUCAUGAUCAUUAUGCUCUUUUGCAGUUGAAUGUCUUGCUCAAAGAAAGAAAUCCUCAAGGCUUUAAUUUUAUUUGUUACAUUUUUUCUGGAGUGUCACAUUACUACUAUAAUGCCAGCUGUAUUAGGCCAAUUUUCUAUGGUUCAGUGUUAGCUGGUGUCCAGAUUUCAAUAUCUCUUAACGUAGACAAUAUGGUAGACAUGGCCUGCUGGUUUUUCUCCGAUGUUUUGCCGGGAGCUGCUGCUGCUACCUUUUAAAGCUCUAUGAGCAUGUGUAUUUGUUGUGCUCUCAUAAAUCUGUGUCCAUAUUGUAUUUAUAUUUCUCUCUGCUGAUGCUCACCGCUUUAUAUAGCGUCAUAUGCAUUGAUAAUCAUUAGGCAGGCAGGACGGCACCUUGUCGCUUCCUGUGUUUCUGUUGUCACGCUGAAUACGCACAGGGUAAUGAAUGGAAUGUAUUAUUUUUGAAGCUUUUGAUUUCUGCAGUGUUUGAUGGGCAUAUUUGACCUUUGUUGGUUAUAUACACAAUAAAUCAAAGGUUCAGUGUGCAAACAAAACAAGUAAGGCAUUGCAUUCUACCAAUACAUAGAGACAAGGAGAAGGAAGAUAAUCAUUCACUCUUUAGCCAUUUGUUACUCAAACACCCACAAGAAAAAAAAAAAUAGGGAUCCGUUCUUCACACCUUGCUUAAUAGAUCUGAGAUGAUUUAAAAGAUGCCAGAUUUUCUAAUUGUGAUAACUGAUCUCUGGUUAAUUUGGUUCUUCGAACGAAUUUACGGAUUUGAUUAAAAUAUCUGGAUAAAUAUGUUCAGCUCUCUCUCUCUCUCUGGACACGCGGCGGCACGGAUGACGCGGUUAUUUUAACAACAGAAACACACAGAGCAGCAAAAUUAUCAUUACUUUCACUAAAACAGCAGAAUGAAAACAAUGCUGCAAAUAUAGUUACUUUUCUUAGUAUCUAUUAUAUCUAUAACAUGUUCAAUCCAGAUGUGGCAAGACGUUUCUGAACUACAUUUAGCAACUGUUGGCUAAGAACAUUUCAAAAGAAUCAUGUAAUUGUAAUUGGGAAAUUAAUGUUUGAUGGCUAGGAUACAAAUUAAACUUUGAAACGGCUGGUUAUCUUUCUUUUCUGCUUAAGUUUGAGAAAAUUUUGAUUAUUGUAUAUAUUUUUAGUAGAUAAUGUUUUAAGUAUAACAUUAAAAUAGUAUAGAUUUCAGGAGGAAAAGCCUGAAAAGAAACUUUUAUUUUUUUGUCACAUGGCCUCGCAUUUAUCUAAAUGUAAAAAUUCAUUACAGGAUUUUUUUUUUUUUUUUUUGUCAGGAUCUCUGCUUGGAAGAAAUAUAGAGGCCGUGCCUCUUGGAACUUUAAUUGAAUACCCCCAAUUUAUUAAAAAAAUUAAUCAUUUAUUUGUAUGGUUUUGUUAUAUCGGUCACAUAUGUGUCAUGGUAGAUAGGACUCUAUUAUAGAAUCUGAUUACAGAAAAACAGUUUUGAGCAUGGUAAUGGAUUCAAACAAACCAGUAACAGACUGGGUGUACAUUAACCUUACAUCUGAACUCAGACCAAAGACUUCAGACUUGACUCGGACUCCAAGUUAAAGACUUGUGAACAUUUCUGCUUGAAACCAUCAGCAUCGAUUGGCUGAAGGCAAGACCGCAACGUAAUGGCAUCAUAUCAUUAAAAAAAAGACACCUAAUGGAAAGCUUGACCAAAUUAUGCACCUUUAUAAAGAAACAACCAAGUGAACAAAAGUAGUGUCAUAACAAAUAAAUGAAAUGUGCAGUGUUUAUUUCAUUUGUUAUUUGUUUUACAUGAUUAUGUCAGUGUUGUUAUUACAAUUUCAUUUAAUUUUAUCUUUGAAGCAGAUUUGUUAUGUGACGGCAUUUAUUACAAGUUUCUUAAGGGUCAAGAUAGUAAUCUGCAUGUCCUGCGCUCCAUCACUCUCUUAAUAACUGUCACCACUCCAAUUAAUGCACUACUCACACCAACUCUAUAGCAUGUGUGUAAGACUCCAAUUAUGAGGUAAUUAUUUCAUGUUGAAUAAAUAUUUCAGAGAGUAAAAUUUACAGAUUAUAGACUACAAAGCAUUUUAUUAUUUUCAAAUACAUUUUUUAUUAUUUUCAAUUAUUCUCAGUGGAUCAGUGUAAUAAAGUAGCAGUUGCUGGGACAAAUUUUAAGUAUCACUUAAAAAAAGAUGCAAUCUAAUCCUGUUUAUAUGGAACCAGCCUGCACCCGAGCAGGUUUAAGCUUACAGACCAGUUUGCUUUUGACAGCAACUCCGAGAUGAGCUUCGAAGAACCAACCAAUCCAAGAUCAUGCCAAAUCGUCAACCAUUUAAUCACGCUAACUGAGUUAACAGUGUACAAAGAAAGGGCCCCAGAUUUCUAUCAGUUCUCAAGCGCUUAUUCCUUGGUUUAGGUUUUAGUAUAGAUUUCAGCUCUUCCAAUUUAAUAUUUAUUAUUUUAUAUUAUUUAUUUGGUUGUUCUAUUACGUCCCCCCCCCCCCCCCCCAAUGAUUUAGAUUUACCUAUGUCUUAAUAUUGAAUUUGUGCCAUUAAUAUCCUGCUAUUUUGUUAUACUCUGUGUUUAAAAAAAUUCUUCAGUGUACUAUUGUUUGAUUUAAAGCUACUAUAUGAUCCUAUUCAUAUUCAAAUAAACAUUAAUAAAAAUCAA
Messenger RNA from Carassius gibelio (silver crucian carp), 5323 nucleotides. It is a transcript of the gene pgm2l1, whose product is annotated as phosphoglucomutase 2-like 1. The coding region runs from base 597 to 2456 and encodes 619 amino acids. Gene Ontology annotation, molecular function: glucose-1,6-bisphosphate synthase activity; intramolecular phosphotransferase activity. Gene Ontology annotation, biological process: carbohydrate metabolic process. The record is from RefSeq and is a predicted model, not a curated record. NCBI's taxonomy places the organism in Eukaryota, Metazoa, Chordata, Actinopteri, Cypriniformes, Cyprinidae. The transcript has 14 exons.